AUGACCAAAAAAUUGAGAGCGAAGAAGCAGAAGACUGCUUCAAACGGCACACCGCCAGCUGCCGAUGAGGCAGUGAAGACAUCAUCAGAGGAGGACACUCAGUUCACGGAAAAGUUGUCGAUCCUGUUGUUUAUCCAACCUUACAAAAGCAGCAAUGUUUUCUAUGUGCGUGAGGGCUACGAGGAAUACUAUCAGCUUAUGAAAAAAAUGCUUUUGACCAAGACGGAUAAGUGCGUGACCGUGACGGGGACAUCAGGCAUUGGCAAGUAG
Phytophthora infestans T30-4 is the source of this 270-nucleotide messenger RNA. RefSeq lists its product as uncharacterized. Lineage: Eukaryota; Oomycota; Peronosporomycetes; Peronosporales; Peronosporaceae. The coding region runs from base 1 to 270 and encodes 89 amino acids. The transcript is spliced from 2 exons. The record is from RefSeq and is a predicted model, not a curated record.